GCCAAUCACCCAGGAGGGGCGGGCCCCCACGAGCCCAGAGCGGUGCGCGCGGCUUCGGCGUCCGGAGGGAAACCGGGAGGGGAGCGCGGACGGGCCGGGCACCCCCCGGGCCCCCCCUCACCCAGCGCCCCCAUGCCGCGCACCGUGGCCGUGCUGGGGGGCGGCAUCAGCGGCCUGGCCGCCUGCUACCACCUGGCCCGCGCCCCCCGGCCGCCCAAGGUGGUGCUGCUGGAGGCCAGCGGCCGCCUCGGGGGGUGGCUGCAGAGCACCCGCACCGAGGACGGGGCCGUCUUCGAGCACGGGCCCAGGGGAGUCCGGCCCGGGGGGGCGGCGGGCACCGACACCCUGCACAUGGUCUCGGAGCUCGGCCUGGAGAGCGAGGUCCUGCCCGUCCCCGGGGACCACCCGGCCUCCAGGCACCGCUUCCUCUACGCCGCCGGCGCCCUGCACAAGCUGCCCUCGGGGCUGGGGGGGCUGCUGCGGCCGGUGCCCCCCUUCUCGCGGGCGCUGCUGUGGAGCGGGCUGCGGGACCUGCUGGCGCCGGCCGGGAAGGAGCCCGACGAGAGCGUGCACGCCUUCGCCCGCCGCCGCUUCGGCCGGGAGGUGGCCGACAUCGCGGUGGACAGCCUGUGCCGGGGGGUGUUCGCCGGGGACUGCCGGGAGCUCAGCGUCCGCUCCUGCUUCCCCGCGCUCUUCCACGCCGAGCGGCGCCGGCGCUCCGUGCUGCUGGGGCUGGUGCUGGGCGCGGGGCAGGAGCGCGGGGCCGAGUCGGGGUUGAGCCGGCGGGCGCGCGCCGAGCGCUGGAGCCAGUGGUCGCUGCGGCACGGGAUGGAGAGCCUGCCCGAGGCGCUGGCCGCCUUCCUGCGCCCCCGCGGCGUCGAGCUGCGCUGCCACGCGCCCCUGCGCAGCCUGCGGCACCGCCACGACGGCCGGUGGCAGCUCACCCUGGCAGAUGGCACCGUGACAGCCGACCACAUCAUCAGCGCCCUCCCAGCCGCAGCCCUGGCGGAGGCGCUGCCGGCCGAGGCCGAGCCCCUGGCGCAGGAGCUGCGGCGCAUCCCCACGGUGGCAGUGGCCGUGGUGAACCUGCAGUACGAGGGCGUCACGCUGCCCGUCACGGGCUUCGGGCACCUGGUGCCUUCCUCCGAGGAUGACUCCCUCCUGGGCAUCGUCUACGACUCGGUGGCCUUCCCGCAGCACGACGGCGCGGGGCCGGCUUCGGUGCGGCUGACGGUGAUGCUGGGGGGCGCCUGGUUCACGCGAGCUUUCGGGGACCCGGCCGCCACGGCCCCGGCCACGCUGCUGCACCGGGCGCAGGCGGCGGCGCGGGAGCAGCUGGGGCUGGCGGCGGCACCGGCACGCGCCCUCGUCAGAGUGCAGCAGGCCUGCAUCCCCCAGUACACGCUGGGCCACUGGCAGCGAAUGGAGCGCAUCGGCCACUUCCUGGCGGAGCAGCGGCUGCCCCUGAGCCUCGUCGGCGCCUCCUACGCCGGGGUCUCCGUCAACGACUGCAUCGCCAGCGCCAAAGCGGCCGUCGGGCGGCUCCUGGGGGGCUGAGCCCCCUGCGGGGGGGGCCCGACCCAGCUCUCCCCGUCCCAGCAGCCAGCAGCAGUAGGACAAAGUGUUGUUUUUUUAAUGGAAAACCCCUUAUAAAGGCCCAGGGAGCAGCUCAUAAAUAGAAUAAAUAACCGCACACCA
This is a messenger RNA of Cygnus olor (mute swan), 1698 nucleotides long. RefSeq names its product protoporphyrinogen oxidase (gene PPOX). The transcript is spliced from 12 exons. Gene Ontology annotation, cellular component: mitochondrial inner membrane. NCBI's taxonomy places the organism in Eukaryota, Metazoa, Chordata, Aves, Anseriformes, Anatidae. The record is from RefSeq and is a predicted model, not a curated record. Bases 133 to 1557 code for a protein of 474 amino acids. Gene Ontology annotation, biological process: heme biosynthetic process. Gene Ontology annotation, molecular function: protoporphyrinogen oxidase activity, oxygen as acceptor.